AUGCUAAUCCCAAGCGCCAACUCCUUUCCAGGAGCUCCUCUGUUGACGAUCAGAAGGGAAUACUUCAUGAAGAUCCUGCGUGGAGACAAAUCUUUUGAGUUUCGUUCAGAUGUGCCAAGACUACGAACACAGCUUCGCUCGAGCUCGAUCUUGGUACUACGGGCUGGGCGUACACCAGGUUUCCCCUACAUGGUUGUUGAGGUUGCCAAGCAGCGGCGUGUCCCACUUGAAGAAGUGAAGCGCUUCCAUGGGGAAGACAUUGGGGAGAUGUUCGACCACCAAACGGCAGUGCUGGGCAUCAAGCUUGGGCGGAUCUUGGAGGUAUGGGACCCCACUGGCUUCCAUUUUUUCCGCUUGGAUUUCGCUUCAAAGAUUUCUCCAGGGAAGCAGCUGAGCUUGACGGAUGAACAAAAGCUGCGCACGCAGCAGGUGCCUCUAUCAUUCAAACCCCAAAACCUGCUGAGACGACAGGUGCGGGCUCUGCCACCGCAAAGCCUUGAAGAAUGCUUUGCCCGACUACCGGCUAUUUUUGGAAUGGCUCGAAAGGCUGCGGGCGAACUGGAAGCUCAUGGGCACAAACCCCUGCUGUGGCAGAACAGGGGAUCACGCUUCACAGGCAUCGGGUCCGCAGAGGAGGUGAUGGCUGUAGUGAACAAAUUCGUCCCCUUGAAGUUCGAAUCAAAGUACAUGUGUGAAAGCGAUGCGGAUUGCCAUGAAUUUCUGCGCCAGCGGUUCGGCUCAUGCUGCAUUCACAAGAAUGUCCUCGACUUGUGGAAGCUGCCUGCGAACUUGAGCAAAAUGAGUUUUGAAGAGAAAAGAAACUUGCUGAAGGCGGGCGGUUCCCAAGUGACACAGAAAGUGGAAUGCGCAAAGCACAAUCGCAAGUGCAGCAUCAAACCAGUUGAGUUUGACCUCUCCGGACAUUGCUGCCGAGAUUAUAGCCCUCAGGGCAAUCAGCAAGGAGUUGAAGGACAGUUUUCUGCCAGCAUGGUUUCUCAUUUCAGCUUCCUGGAGCGGCAGAAGAUCCCAAUACGGGCUUCAGAAAACGUCCUCAGUGAGGAAGGCCAAUCAGCGACAAAGGAUUCCAUGCCUGGCAUGGACACCCGGUUUGUGGUUGUGGCAUGCGAAGAUGCUGGUCUGGGAAGCAUCCGGAGAGACAGGGGAUACUUGUUUGGGCUUUUGCCACCCUACCGGUGGAUAGCGGACCCUCAGAAACUCUACAAUCAGUUUGCAUCGGAAUUGGCACUCCGCCAAGUUCAACAAGAAGCACUUUGGUGCUUUGAUAGUCCAGAGGAGAUGCAAAAGGAGCGCCAAAGUGCUGCGACUCAGAUGCGCAAGUACACUGAAGAUGGAAGUUUGCCACUGGCUUAG
Messenger RNA from Cladocopium goreaui, 1371 nucleotides. Lineage: Eukaryota; Dinophyceae; Suessiales; Symbiodiniaceae. The record is from the annotation of a GenBank genome assembly.